Colletotrichum lupini is the source of this 3675-nucleotide messenger RNA. Its product is annotated as D-isomer specific 2-hydroxyacid dehydrogenase. The transcript has 17 exons. NCBI's taxonomy places the organism in Eukaryota, Fungi, Ascomycota, Sordariomycetes, Glomerellales, Glomerellaceae. Gene Ontology annotation, biological process: regulation of DNA-templated transcription. Bases 1 to 3675 code for a protein of 1224 amino acids. Gene Ontology annotation, molecular function: DNA-binding transcription factor activity, RNA polymerase II-specific; NAD binding; zinc ion binding. The record is from RefSeq and is a predicted model, not a curated record.
AUGAAGACGGACAUUACGGAUAGCAGCAUUCCCCUCCGACCUCCGUUUGACUGCCCGGCGUUCGCCAUCCUCCUACCUUUGUUGGUGAAGCUGUCAAAUUCUGUUAGCAAAUAUUUUCAUCUGACUCCGAAGUUCAAACUUCAGUUCACUGUCUCCAGAACGGAGCGGUCAGGCACUCGGGGACGCAAGGUUGGCCCUCAUGGGUGGCCCAUGACUAGUGAGCGCGAUGGAGAGUCUUCAGAGGGCACCGAGUGGUCUAGCCACCACCCUGGAGAGAUUGGGGGCCAGGAACGUGGAUGGGAUGGCCAUUAUCAUUCAGGUGACUGUUUCCAGUCUUGUCGAUGGAGGCUUUGUAAUCUCUACAGCUUAAUACAACCGAAGAACACAAACUCGGGUUUUCGGUACCGGAUCGGCCUUUUCCCCUCAUCUAACCCCACGAAGACGCCUUCUGGUGUCGUGAGAAAACAACGUCUCAUCCAACCGCGCUGCUGCAUAUGCACGCUCACCUCCAAGUCGCCGACUGUCAAUACAUACGCCCCGCCAAGAUCCUCAAGCCGACUUGGAGAUGCCGAAUUGAGUCACCGUCGCCCUGAACACCUUGAUACCACCAAUUUUCCUCUUCUGCAUGAGGCUGUAUCGCUCUCCAAUCCGCAUCAGUACUUUGACGACCCCUCUCAGCCGGUCAACCUCGUGGUUACGCAACUCAAGAUCGCCGUCUUGGACGACUACCAGGGCCUCUCGGAACCCCACUUCAGCAAGCUGGAUAAAUCGUUGUUCAAUGUCACCACUUUCAAGGACACCCUGCUGCCCUACAAUCACCCCGAGACCCCUGAAUACGCCAAGGAUGCAUUGGUCUCGAGGCUGGAGCCUUUCGAUGUUCUCUGUACCAUGAGAGAACGCACUCCGUUUCCCAAGGAACUCAUUGGAAGAUUGCCAAACCUCAAGCUUCUUCUCUCCACGGGCCUGCGUAACAAGGGUCUCGACCUCCCAGCCUUCAAAGAUCGCGGCAUCCCCGUCGCUGGCACUGUUGACAAGGCGACAGUCAAUCAGACCGGCACGAAUAGCACAACUCAGCACUGCGUGACCCUGAUCCUCUCGUUGGCACGGAACAUCGCCGCUGAUGACCUCGCUGUCAAAUCUGGCUUGUGGCAGACGGACGUUGCCAUGGGCGUGACAGGCAAGACAUUUGGUGUCGUUGGACUGGGCCGUCUCGGCGUCUCGACGGCAAAGAUCAUGCAUGUAGCAUUUGGGAUGAACGUCAUUGCAUGGAGCACGAAUUUGACACAAGAAGCUGCAGAUGAGAAGGCCAAGGCUGAGGGCUUGCCGGUGGGCACUUUCAAGGCUGUCAGCCGGGAAGAGCUGUUCAGCACUGCUGACGUUCUCAGCGUUCACAUUGUACUGUCAGACCGAUCGAGGGGACUCAUCAAUGCGGAUGACCUCUCCAUGAUGAAGAAGUCGGCGUUGUUUAUCAACACCUCUCGCGGCCCCCUUGUAGUCGAGAAGGAUCUUCUAGACGUCUUGAAGAAGGGCGGCAUCAGGGGCUGUGCCUUGGACGUGUUCAAUCUCGAGCCGUUGCCUGUGGACAGUGAGUGGCGGUCGACUGAAUGGGGCCGUGAUGGUCGCAGUAGGGUGCUCCUGACACCUCACAUGGGUUAUGUCGAAGAGGGUACCUUAAACGCGUGGUAUGAGCAGCAGGCGGAUUACAUCCGGAGGUGGCAGGCAGGCGAUGCUCUUGAUAACAGCUACAAUUCUUGUCAAGUGAGAAAUGAGGAGGAUCAGUUGUCUUUUCGAAUGUACUUCAGUAGUUCCCCAGGCCUAUGGGAUAAUGGAGAUGACGUUGAGUUAAUCUCAGCCACUCGGUCCACGCUGUUUAGCGUUGAUCGCCUUGCCAACUGCAUUACCUGUCAGCUCACUACACGUACUUCAGGCGCCAACUUUUCCAGACAAAACACGAGGGAAGCCGAACAUACUUUGAGCCGUUGGGGUCAUCGGCAGCUCAACAAUAGAGGCGCCGUCCACUAUCUCAAGCGUCAUCAAGAAUUCAAGGGUGGCUUCUGUUUGUGCCCAGAAAGCCCCCAAUGGAACCUGGGGCAAAUGUCAAUGCAGCCUGAAUCAUUCACAUGGCUUCAGAACUUUCGAAGAAUCCCCUGUGGCUUCGACGCUCGUGCGAUAAUGUCCUCGAACAACUCAGACCAGCCCCUGGAGAAGACGGUGACGAAUCCCGAGGCCUCUGACAGGUCAUCCAAUGAUCGACGCUCGUCGGAGAAUUUUCGUAUUCGAUACGACGAACUGGUUAAAGGCUUACAUAGCACGCCCACAGCAUGGGAGUCGCGCCGACUUCUGAGCAAUGUCUCCGGCUUCAGCACCGCGACAGAAAAAAUUGAAACAUCUGCCGUGGCUAUGGCAGGCGAAGGCAUCGACAUUUGCUUGGGUUCCUCCUCAACGACCACCCGGUCCGGAGGCUGUUGCUGCGGGUCACGCAAAGUCAAGUGCGAUGAGAUUCACCCCCAGUGCACCAACUGCGUGAGAUUCUCAAUGAAAUGCGACUAUCUAUCUGCAUCCACAGAGGAGCAGACUUCCACGUCCCUAGGGGACGACGAGCGUCAAGGGAAACGAAUUCGACAAAACGAAGAAAGGAAGCCCGCCACAGACAUACCUACUCCGACGGCCUCUGAUAUGGAAUCAGACUAUGGCCAGACACCCUCUAGUCACAUCGAUUCCCUUUUGCGUAAUGCCUGUAUUCUCGAUAUCCAGAGCCUCGAACUCCUACACCACUACAUGUGUCACACGUCGAUAACCCUAGGAGACCCCCAAAUCUUUAGGGAUGUGAUUCCACCACUCGGCUUCAAGUACGAAUGCGUUAUGCGAAUGGUCCUAUCAAUUACCGCCCGACACCUCACCCGACUACGACCCGAUCAAGCGGGUUACUAUCAUCGUCUGGCAGAAGACUAUGCAGCGGCGGCAUUUCCAGAAGUGACGGCCAUGCUCGCCCAGGUCAAUGACGACAAUUCGCAGGCCCUCUACUACGCUACAGUCCUAAUAAGUCUGUCAUCUUUUGCUACAGACCCAUCACCAGGGAAUAUUCUACUUGUCGCCGCCGAGGAGGACGAAGUAUCAUGGUGGGCGUUGAUGAGGGGAGUGAAGAUCGUGAUCAGCACGACAGGACUUAAAAAUAUCAGAAAGCAAUCAACGGCCGCUCUGCUUUGUGGUAGUUCUACAUGGAAUGAACCACAAACUUCAGCUCUUAGCGUAACAUCGCUUGCACUGCAGUGGGAAAAGCCUCUGGCUGAGAUCGAAGAGCUUGUGGGCGAGGUGUAUGCCGCCGAAGACAGCAUUCAUCGGCCUGCUUUUACCCACUUGAAGGAAUGUUACAGGAAGCUAUUCACUGCAUCUGAUGAGCAAAAAUUCGACAACGGGCAGAUGCCUUCUAUCAUUUACGGCUGGCUAUAUGAGCUGACUGAAGACUUCGUAUUGUCUAUACAGAGAAGAGACCCUGUACCCCUGGUUCUGCUUGGGUACUAUGCUGUUCUGCUACAGCAAUUGGAACAUCACUGGUUCAUGGAGGGCUGGUCACUUCAGGUCAUGAAUGGCGUUUACGCGCUCGUUGAGAAUGGUCACCGGCAUUUUCUUACCUGGCCAUUGGAACAGGUUGGGUCCAUCUGGUCAGGAUUAUGA